Molecule: messenger RNA, 1038 nt
Organism: Yarrowia lipolytica CLIB122
Lineage: Eukaryota; Fungi; Ascomycota; Dipodascomycetes; Dipodascales
Source: RefSeq, a predicted model, not a curated record
AUGGUCGCCAUCAAGAACACCCUCGCUCUCACUGUCCUCGCCUCUGUGGUCUCUGCUCAGAACCCCAUUGUCGCCUCUCUCAUCAACGACAUUGUUGAGGGUAUUGCUGCCGCUAAGACCGACAACGACAUCUCCGACGAGGCUGCCACCUCCGAAAUCCAGUCUGUUGUUGGUAUCAUCCAGCAGAACACCGAUGUCCAGCAGCUCGUUUCCCAGGUGAUCCCCAUCGCCGCCAUGGGCCUGAACGACGACAACUUCCCCCAGGUUCUGUCCGCCGCACACGCCACUCUUGAGGCCUUCCAGGGCUCUCCCGAGUACCCCGAGGCCGUCAAGGGUCUUAAGGAUGUUCUCCCUCACUACGAUGUCCAGGAGGCUCUCGGUAACGUGCAGAACAACCUUGGUAACGUCCUUGCUCUUAUUACCCCCUCUCUCCCCACCCUGACCCCCAACCACUCCGAGCAGUGGGAGGCCGCCACCAAGAACGUCCAGGCUCUUGCUGCCUCCCUUGGCUUCCUCCCCGGUGGAGAUGACAAGCAGGCUGAGGCCACCUCCGCCGAGGCCUCCAAGACCGAGGCUUCUGCCUCUGCUUCCGCCACUGAGGCUUCAUCCAAGGCUGAGGCCACCUCUGAGGCUCCCAAGUCCGAGGAGGCUUCCAAGACCGAGGAGUCCAAGUCUGAGGAGUCCAAGGCCGAGUCUAAGACUGAGGACGCCUCUUCUGCCGCCGCCACCUCUGCUGAGGCCUCUAAGACCGAGUCCAAGGCUGAGUCCAAGACCGAUGCCUCUGCUUCUGCCUCCGGCUCUGCUUCUGGCUCUGCUUCUGGCUCUGCUUCCGGCUCUGCUUCCGGCUCUGCUGCUGCCUCCUCCAGUGCUGAGUCUUCCAAGCCCACCUCCGCCUCUGUCUCUGCCACUGGUGGCCCUUCUGUCGCUCCCUCCGCUUCUCCCACUGUCACCGCUGAGCAGGGCAACGGUGCUUCUGCCUACAACCUCGCCCUCGGCGGCGUUGUCGGUGCUGCUGCCAUGGUUGUUGCUCUUCUCUAA